Molecule: messenger RNA, 2882 nt
Organism: Dermacentor albipictus
Lineage: Eukaryota; Metazoa; Arthropoda; Arachnida; Ixodida; Ixodidae
Product: SEC14-like protein 2
Cellular component (GO): cytoplasm
Source: RefSeq, a predicted model, not a curated record
AGGCUGCGCCCUUGCGCCGCACAGAUAGUGGCGGUCUAGCGGGCGCGCGAGCGACUACAACGAACGGAGCCGCUGGCCCGAACCGUCAUUCGACACCAUGAGCGGCUACCUGCAGGACCUCGAUGAGCGCCAACGCACCACGCUUGAACAGUUUCGCGAAGCGGUGGCAGACGUCCGGGGGCCGGAGCACACGGACGCCAACCUACUUCGAUGGCUUCGAGCACGCGAGUUCGACUUGGACCGGGCGGAGCACAUGUUUCGACAGCACCUGCGAUGGCGCAAGGAGAACGGCGUGGACACCUUGCUCACGGACUACAAGGUGCCCAAGGUGAUGCGCGAGAACUUUCCGGGUGGCAUCCUGGACUGCAAUCCGAAGGGACACCCCGUCUGGCUCAUAAACAUCGGCAGCGUGGACAUAAAAGGUUUCCUGCAGGUGCUGCCUCAGGCGGACAUUUACCGCCACUGCAUGUACCUGCUCGAGCUGCAAGAGAAGAUCAAAAAGGACACGUCGCGCAAGUUGGGAAGAGAGAUCGAGACGCAGUACGUGAUCAUGGACUACGAGGGCUUUUCAGUGCGCCAGCUUUACUCCUGGCAAGUGCUCAACCUUCUGACGGAGUUGCUCAAGAUGUACGAGACAAACUUUCCGGAAUCCCUUGAGAAGGCGUUCGUCAUCAACGUGCCCAGUUUCUUCCCUGUCCUGUGGAAAAUGAUGCGGCCGCUUUUGACGCAGAGGACGGUGAACAAGGUUGCCAUCUACGGCAAAGACGGCUGGAAGGCCGCCCUAGCCGAGUGCAUGGACUUGACCAAGCUGCCGGCCCAUUGGGGAGGCACCCUCAAGGGGCCGGACGGUGACCCGCGCUGCCCGCACCUGGUGUGUCCCGGCGGCGAGGUGCCGGACGAGUACCGCGACGAGCUCGCCUCCAAGCGGCUCUGGGGCCGCGAAGGCGUGCAGCAGUUCUGCGUCGAUCGGCGCGGUCGCCACGAGCUGCCCGUGGCCGUGGACCAGGCUGGCUGCCGGAUCCGGUGGACCUUCCAGACGGCCAAGGGAGAACUGGCCUUCGGAGUUCGCUUCCAGCCACCGGCAGGUGGCGGAGGAGGCGUGGAGGAGCAGCUGCUCGAGCUGCACCGCAUUCCCUCCUGCAGCCUGGUGCCCGAGCACGGCUCGCACGUCUGCACGAAGCCCGGGACGUACGUGCUGCAGUUCGACAAUUCUUUUAGCUGGAUGAGCAGCAAAGAGGUGGCGUACGAGAUCCAGAUCGUACCGCCACCACCACCUGCCAGCUGAUGUGGUGGACGCAGGAGGAAAAAAAAACACACACACACACACAGAGUUUCGUACGAAUAUCGCGAGAGGACAUAUAGUCUCCCACUGAGGCCACUCAGGCAUAGCGGUGCAAACGCGACGUGUACACGAGCUUUUCCUGACUUGGUUAUGAAUUUUGUUGCGUGCGCACACCUGUGGCCUCCUUUAUCAACACAUCGACGUUCAGUUUUCAUGCGUUAGCGUGACAAAGCAUCAUUUAUGGCAAAUAAUUGUACACAUUGUGGCUGUCGCUGGCGAGACAGUCCGCCAUCAGCAGAGGAAGUUUUCAGCACUACAAUAAUUAAGUUGCUGUCCCUGCUUGCCUCUCGACUCCAGUCAAGAACUGAAGGUGCCGCUAACAAUCGCAAACCUUGCCGCUUCGCCAUUAUAACCGUGAGCCGCACAAAGCACGACCCAGCACGAUUACGAAACCACCUAAACCGCGUAAAUGGCCGAGCAAACACCGGCAAAAGCGCGCUGACUGAAUUUGCAUAUGUCACUCGCGUUACCCGAAGCCGGGCGGAUCUCGCAAUCGCUCCGACGUCAUGGGUGGGAGAAUUUCUGAGCGCUCCAAGUCCGAUUUCGGCGAUCUGAAAGAACCAACCGAAUGUAGUUAGAGCGCCCUUUUUUCGACCACUCGAACAAGAUGACUAUCUCUGGAGCGCUCCGAAAUGACCACCCAAAGAUGUCUCAAAAAUACUACACUCCUUGGGGCGUACCUUUGCCCCACAAAAAUAAUCGUAAUCUAUACUGCGCGCCUUACCUUUUUUUUUUUAACCCUGUGCGCCCGUUACUUCCAGGUUCCGAAUAGCAUGUACGUUACCUGAGUGACAGCAUUCGCGACAGAAAAGUAGCAAGCGCAGAGUUUUCAAGAAAGGAAACAUAAGCGAGACAGAUGACGAUUAUAUUGUCGUGGGACAAAGAUAUAGGCCCUAAACUGUUUUUGGAGCGUAGACAUGAACAUUCACCGGAAGUAUAUUAUUUUGACGUUGUCUUAAAUGCAUUAUUUGAGAGGCUUGUAUCCUAAUAUUCACACUUUUGCACGCCGCACGUCAGUGGCAUUUUCAUCUGAAAUCGCAAUCAAGAACUGUCCAACGGAAGAUGUAACGAUAGCACGACAAGCGCACGAAAUACAUUUAUAAUAAAACAAAGUAUACCAUUACAAACAAGGUAUUACUUGGGAAAAAGAAGGAUAUAAUUAUUAUCCCUACAUACUCUUCAACUGGAAUAGAAGGAUUGUUAUCCACCCAAAAGAAGGCCGGAACUAUAAAAGAAAGCCCUGACGGGUUUCGGUUCAUGAAACGUUUACGUCAAACUUGCUCCACUUCGCAGGCUUCCGCGGAACUGAUUUGGCGUACUCUGCAAUUGCAGGCGCACACUUAUUUUCGAGGCAGUGAAUGCGCUAUCUUGACAGCAUUUCAUGGAAUGAAAGGGGCUGGCGCGGCAUUUCUUUCAUUGCAUUUUCCUUGCGACAUUGGCAGACGAUGCCGGCACGCGGAAAACGAGCCACAGCUAAAGUAUGGUACUAUGCGCUACUUCUCGUCCUGAUGGUCAACCAAUAAAUGUUUUGUUUUGCAAA